UAAAGAAAGGCGAAAAUGUGACUCGGUGGGAAAACGAAAAGAUAGCUGAUGAAGGCGAUGAUGAGCAAGAUUACUACUAUCUCAACGCUACCAUUAUCACCAACACCACCAACAUUUACUUGUACACAUGGAAUCAUCAUCUUUCUUCGCUGCAACUACUUGCAUUUCCAUUUCCACCAACACCUUUCUUACCGCGAAACGCCAACGCACUUUCUGACUACUACCCAUGGUAGCUAUAAUGCUCCUCUCUGCUCCAUCUUUCUAAUAUCGGCCCCCGCCAAUCCUGAUCUUCCCGUGUUUCCAGGAAAAUGCCCAAGAAGUGAACAUGUUUGAAGGGGACAAUGUUUAUCCCAUGUUCUCCUCUUCUGUUAGGAGAAAUAGGUUGCAGUAUGAUACUGAGGGAAUUCCGCUGCAAUUGUUUGGGGACUCUCGAGUUGGGUGCAACAUUGGUUCCUUAAACUGUGAAGGAGUUGAGCAUAAUCCUCUUACUGAAACAGCGAGAGGAGUUGUAGAAGUAGGAUCACUGUCCAGAGAGCGCAAGCAUCCAAUAUCUGUUAAUAAUAAAUCUUUCCAUGACAAUGUUGGCCAGUCUGGAUAUGUCCCAAACAUGGUUUCCACUGGUCUGAGGCUUUCAUGUGAGGAAGAUGAUCCCAAUUCUGCUGUCACUUCUGCCAGCAAAGGCAUUAAAGCGACACUUCCUAUAAUUUUGUCCCUUGAUGAUAAUCUAAAGGUUGAAAUUGAUCAGCAGAAAAAAGAGCUUGAUUGUUAUAUCAGGUUUCAGGAGGAGAACACCAUCAAAGGUCUGAGAGAACUGAGGCUAAGACACAUGGUUUCUUUUCUGAGUGCCAUUGAGAGAGGAGUUAGCAGGAAGCUGUAUGAAAAAGAGCUAGAAAUAGAGAAUAUGAAUAACAAGAACCAAGAGCUAUUAGAGAAAAUGAAGCAAGUUAGCAUGGAACUUCAAUCCUGGCAGUUCAGAGCGAAAUAUAACGAGUCUGCAGUUAAUGCAUUGAAGAACAACUUACAGCAAGUCAUGGCCCAAUGUGUUAUGCGUGGAAAAGAAGCUCAUGGCGAUAGAGAAAUAGAGGAGGUAGCUUCAUGUACGAAUACAGGUUAUCAAGGAGUUACUGAGCAUGCUGGAGAUUCAAACUCCUUCAAGAGGCAGAUGAAUUGCAGGGCUUGCAAAGUCAAAGAAGUGUGUGUUUUAAUGUUGCCUUGCAGGCAUUUGUGUCUCUGCAAGGAUUGUGAAGUAUUUAUUGAUAUAUGCCCUGUCUGCGGGAUCAUGAAGACUGCGAGUGUUGAAGUAAUUAUGUCAUAAGAAUAUAAUUUUAGUGAGGCUACGGUUAUGCAUCUGUGUGUAGUUGUGAUGACUCGUCAUUAACGAACCCCUCGAAGUUACCGAGUGAUAUGGAUACCUGUAAAAUGUGAGAUGGCGUAUUUCUUCGAACUCAGGAACACGAGGAGGGCCUUAUUUUCAGGGUAUUUUUCUCAGUGAUCCGAUACGGCUUAAGUGAACAAUCUUCAUUUUCAUUUUGAAAA
Molecule: messenger RNA, 1536 nt
Organism: Neltuma alba
Lineage: Eukaryota; Viridiplantae; Streptophyta; Magnoliopsida; Fabales; Fabaceae
Product: probable BOI-related E3 ubiquitin-protein ligase 2
Exons: 4
Coding region: 326-1315 (329 amino acids)
Molecular function (GO): ubiquitin-protein transferase activity
Source: RefSeq, a predicted model, not a curated record